UGUUUGUUGAUGAUGAUGUGCGAGAACUGAAGAAAAGAGCUAAUCAUGGAACCUUUUUUCUUGGGUUUCAAGGAAAUUAUUAAAAUUCCAUAGAUUUAUUGUUUUCCCUCUUUUGCCUUUAUGAAUUCGGUGGUAUAAUGAGAUAGAAAGAGAAAUAGGACGACUGGGUUUUGAUGGAGUUGGGUCCCAUAAAAGAUGUAUAAUGGAAAGUGAAACUAUAUGUCGGUAGUUGCUAUUAGAUCUUGUAGUCUACUUCUGUUUUUCUUUUCAACAAUGUCGUUUCAAUGGUCCAACUAAUUUGUUUGACCAUUGCCUCUCUAUCAAUCACUUUGUUUUCUUUACUUCCUGAUGCUCUGAUUUUCUCGGUUGAUUAUUUAGCCAUCCAUUAGAAUUGGCCGAAGCAUUUUGUCAUUAUAAUAAUUGUUGUAGAUCAUGAAGCAUAAAGAUGGAAAACCGGUUUCUCCAAAUGAUAAAAGGUCCCGGGUCGUUUCCAUGUCAAUAUUGUUUGUUGUACUAUGUGGGUUUUCCUUCUACCUCGGUGGAAUUUUUUGUUCUGAGAAAAAUUUGAUUGAGACUAAGGAUAUUACUAAGCCAGUCUCGUCCCCCAAGGAACCGGCAGUCGCUCCUCUCCAAAUUAAAUCAGCUGUCUUUCCUGAAUGCAGUAGUGACUAUCAAGAUUACACUCCAUGCACAGAUCCAAGGAGGUGGAAGAAGUAUGGAUAUCAGCGGCUUACUUUAAUGGAACGUCACUGUCCUCCUCCGUUUGAAAGGAAGGUAUGCUUAGUACCACCACCAGAUGGGUAUAAGCCACCAAUCAGAUGGCCAAAGAGCAGGGACGAAUGUUGGUACAGAAAUGUACCAUAUGAUUGGAUUAAUAAGCAGAAAUCUAAUCAGAACUGGCUGAGGAAAGAGGGGGAGAAAUUCCUCUUUCCUGGUGGAGGAACUAUGUUUCCUAGAGGAGUGGGUGCCUAUGUUGAUCUGAUGGAAGAUCUGAUUCCAGAAAUGAAAGAUGGAACUGUUCGCACUGCUAUUGAUACUGGAUGUGGGGUUGCAAGUUGGGGUGGCGAUCUAUUGGAUAGAGGGAUUCUAACACUUUCUCUUGCACCAAGAGACAAUCAUGAAGCUCAAGUCCAGUUUGCAUUGGAACGUGGAAUUCCUGCGAUCCUAGGCAUCAUUUCCACUCAACGCCUACCUUUCCCCUCUGGCUCUUUUGAUAUGGCUCAUUGCUCAAGAUGCCUCAUCCCAUGGACUGAAUAUGGUGGCAUUUAUCUCCUAGAAAUUCAUCGUAUACUCCGUCCUGGUGGCUUCUGGGUCCUGUCUGGUCCUCCAGUCAACUAUGAAAAUCGUUGGCGAGGGUGGAACACUACAGUAGAAGAGCAGAAAUCAGACUAUGAAAAGUUGCAGGAACUUCUAACUUCAAUGUGCUUUAAAUUGUACAACAAGAAGGAUGACAUUGCUGUGUGGCAGAAAGCUUCAGAUAAUAGUUGCUACAGCAAACUUGCUGCACCUGAUGCCUACCCACCAAAAUGUGAUGACAGCCUUGAACCAGAUUCUGCAUGGUACACUCCACUUCGUUCUUGUGUUCUUGUUCCCAGCCAAAAACUUAAGAAUUCAGCCCUGGAAUCCAUCCCAAAGUGGCCGCAGCGGUUGCAUGCUGCUCCUGAACGUAUUUCAGAGGCUCCUGGUGGGAGUGCUAGUGCUUUCAAACACGAUGACAGCAAAUGGAAGGUUCGAGCAAAGCACUACAAAAAGUUGCUUCCAGCACUUGGGACUGAUAAGAUAAGAAAUGUGAUGGACAUGAAUACUCUAUAUGGAGGUUUUGCUGCAGCUGUGGUUGAUGAUCCCUCGUGGGUCAUGAAUGUGGUGUCUUCGUAUGCUCUGAAUACGCUUCCUGUUAUCUACGACCGAGGCCUUAUCGGAACCUACCAUGAUUGGUGUGAAGCUUUCUCAACAUACCCUCGAACAUAUGAUCUCCUUCACCUUGAUGGCCUUUUUACUGCUGAGAGCCACCGAUGUGACAUGAAGUAUGUGCUCUUGGAGAUGGAUCGAAUCCUCCGCCCCAGUGGUUAUGCACUAAUACGGGAAUCCAGUUAUUUUGUGGAUGCUAUUGCUACGAUUGCCAAGGGAAUUAGGUGGGGCUGCCACAAAGAAGAAACUGAAUACAAUCUUGAGAAGGAAAAGAUAUUGGUUUGCCAGAAAAAAAUCUGGUACUCCUCUAAUAAGAGUUCAAGAUGAUAGAAAUAGAAAAUCCCAUACUUGAUGAUAAUCUCCUGAAUGGCUGUGUAAUUGCUAUCUGGGAUAGCCGCCAGACAUUAGUAAGUAAAGUUCAAUACAUUGUGGAGAAAUUAAUCCAUCCACAAGGAGCCAAGAGCCAAGAUCUUCAGAUUCAAAUUGUCAAUGAGAAAUAGCUACACAAUGACCUAGUUUUAUUAAUUUAUACUGCCCUGGUAAGGCAAUCCAUAUAUUCUUGGCAUUUUUUUUUCUUUAUUGGGUUCUUUUGUUUUGGAUUUUGAUUAUUUUAUAUGUUAGAAACUGAAUAUUGUAAGUGCAUGUAACAAUUUGAGGAUGCAAGAAACCUCACCAUCACACAUUGUGAUGUCUAUAUGUAAUGAAAAUUAUGAAAUUGUUGUAGGCUAUUCUGCUUAAAACUUCA
Messenger RNA from Jatropha curcas, 2653 nucleotides. RefSeq names its product S-adenosyl-L-methionine-dependent methyltransferases superfamily protein (gene ERD3). The record is from RefSeq and is a predicted model, not a curated record. Gene Ontology annotation, molecular function: methyltransferase activity. Gene Ontology annotation, cellular component: endosome; trans-Golgi network; cytoplasm. Lineage: Eukaryota; Viridiplantae; Streptophyta; Magnoliopsida; Malpighiales; Euphorbiaceae.